GUUUCACUUCACGAUUCCAAUGUUUGUCUAUUGUUUAUGUCAUUUGGGGACUUGUGACUCAUUUCUUAAUGCAAUAAUUAGCAUGCCAUUUGACCAGAGUCAAUGGCCAUUAUGAGAUUAUUUGAUUAUUGAAAUUAUUAACGAGGAACCGUUUGGCCCGGAAAUCCAGUGAAUUUAUCGAAACCCUUUUUCAUUAAUUUGUGCAAUCAGUGACAAGCGAAAGUGUACAAAGUGUUGCAGUAAUUCACGAGUUUACAACUCACUGGAGUUCAGUACACCGUCGAUCCGUAACAGAAUAUUGCCGAACAGUUGGAUAUAUGCAAUCGCGUGUCAUUAACGUGCAUUUCAGACUGACACGUAAAUGCAUAAUUAGAUGUUGGCACUGUGAUUUAAUAAAAUUUCGUCAUUUGUAUUUUCGUAAUUGGCUGGAAUGGAAUUUCCAUUUGACCAUGUAUGGAAUCUCGAUUUGAAUGGACUUCCUUCCCAAACAAAAGAACUGAAAAAGUCUGUCCUUCUGCGAUUCGUAAAAUUUUAUUUUUGCAAACACGAAACUUCCUGCUGUUAAAAGAUUCUGAGAAUUUUCGUUUGAUUAAUCGCGGGGCAUGUCAUAUGCAAAACUUCUUUUUAUCAUAAAAUGAUGGCUAAGGUGGACCACUUUGACGUGCCAUUUUUAUUCGCGAUUCAGGUUUUAUUUUCGGAAGGAUAUAUAAGAACGACAGCGAGGACUCUUUCCGUCACUGAGGUAUCGACUUUGUUCCACAGCUUUGGUGUUCUCAAAAUUCAGGAGAUUAUUUGGUCAAAAUGGCUAGAGUAUUCUCAGUGGUUUUUUUCAUUGCUGUGGUGGCCAGUACAUGUUACGCCCAAGUUCCGUCUUACUUGAAAAUCUGCGGUCGAAGGGACCCAGAUCUCAGUGGCUGCAUAAAGACCAGUGUCGAAUCACUCCGCAAUAAACUCCGCAGCGGCAUAUCCGAACUCCUGAUACCAUCUAUGGAGCCUCUGGACAUUGAUGAAGAUCUGACGAUAGCCAAUUCUCAGGCUUUCAGAGCACACACACGCAACACUAAAGUCUACGGUGUAUCUCAGUUCGCCCUGACCCGAGUCAAUGCAGAUUUAAAGGCCAUGACCUUGGAAAUUGACGUUGCGUUUGAUAAGCUCAAGUUCCAGAGUGAUUACGAUAUCAUGGCCCGCAUUCUCGUGCCAAUUACUGCUGGAGGACCCAUUGAAAUCGACGCAGAGGACAUAACAGCUAAGAUGGUGCUUAAAUUCAAAAAUGUCCAGCAUAAGGGGAAACAUUACCUCUUCUUCACGUCGACGACGUGCAAAUUGACCAUUCGUGAUUACGAGUCACACUUUGUCCCACGACCUGGUCAAGAUCAAACCCUCGCCGAAGCUAUUAACAACGUUUUGAAUUCCAGUAAAGCUGAGGUAAUUGCCAGCAUAAGCACUGGUCUCGAGAAAGGAGUUGCUAAAAAAAUAAUCCACGUGGCGAAUCUCCUGACGAAGAGAUAUAGCUUCGAUGAACUCCUACCUGAUCGUGAGUGAGCACAACGAGGUGGAUGAUUGACUGAUUAUACUGUUUUCCAAAUUACAGACUUAGUGUAGUAGAAAUUAGUAGUCUUUGUUAUUUUCUUGAAUUAUUCAUUCAUGUUGAGGUGAUAAUAAAAAAAUUAACAAACAA
Messenger RNA from Diachasmimorpha longicaudata, 1678 nucleotides. RefSeq lists its product as uncharacterized. NCBI's taxonomy places the organism in Eukaryota, Metazoa, Arthropoda, Insecta, Hymenoptera, Braconidae. The transcript is spliced from 3 exons. The coding region runs from base 802 to 1542 and encodes 246 amino acids. The record is from RefSeq and is a predicted model, not a curated record.